Messenger RNA from Fraxinus pennsylvanica, 1188 nucleotides. The record is from the annotation of a GenBank genome assembly. NCBI's taxonomy places the organism in Eukaryota, Viridiplantae, Streptophyta, Magnoliopsida, Lamiales, Oleaceae.
AUGAAUCAAAACGAUCCCUUUGAGUCUGCAUUGAGUUCAAUGGCUGCAACGAAUGUGAUUAUUGGUGACAACAUUGCUGUAAGAGAACUUAUUGGUAGAAUAGGCAAUUCGCCUCCGGAGCGCAAACUGUCAAUGCUGGAUCAUCAGAUCUCCCGAGGGAAUUUCCCAAUGAAUGGAAAUCGAUUUUCAUCUCCUCCCAGUUCUGCACCAUUUCCUGCGGAUCUGGGAUUUGCAGAUAGGUCUGCGAGAUUUUCUUGCUUUGCUAACAAGAAUUUAGGGGCAGUGAUGAAUGCCCAACUCGGAUCAACUGAAGCCGAAUUGCUUCACAGAUCGGCAACAAGUUUGGAACAUGGCAAGAAUUCGAGCUAUCAGUCUGAAAAGGCUGAAUUUUGUGAAUCAAGGGAGAAUUCUUCGAUCUCUGAACGGAUCUCAGGUAGGGAAGUUGGAACAAAUAAUGCAAAUGACAGAAAGAGGAAAGCAAUUCGAAGGGGAAAGGCAAAAGCAAUCCCUUCAUCAAAUUCUGCCAAUGUUUCAUCAGAAAAUAGUGGAUCAAGUGCAAAAAGAAGCAAGCCAGGUGAUGACAAAGGUUCAGAUCCUCCAAAGGACUAUAUUCAUGUUAGAGCCAGAAGAGGCCAAGCUACAGAUGCCCAUAGUCUUGCUGAAAGAGUUCGAAGAGAGAAGAUCGGUGAAAGAAUGAAGUUCUUACAAGAUCUUGUGCCGGGUUGCAACAAGGUGACUGGGAAAACUGUCAUGCUUGAUGAGAUUAUAAAUUACGUGCAGUCUUUGCAGAGACAAGUUGAGUUCCUUUCAAUGAAAUUGGCUAAUGUGAAUCCUACCAUAGACAUCAAUAUGGAAGCUCUUUUGUCUAAGGAUAUGUUUCAAUCUCGUGGAGCGAUUCAUGAUAACCUACAGCCGUUGGAUACCUAUCCUUUCCAAUGUCAACAAGCACCAAACUUGCACAGUGUCGUCCCUAGUCAAAUUGAUGCCUUCCCAACAAGCCAUUUCAAUGAUGCCACGGGUCGAAAUCAGAGCAAGCAACAGCUUCCUGUGGACAAUUUUCGCGAAGCGGUUUCGACAUUCUGGGAAGAUGAUCUCCAUAGCCUUGUUCAGAUGGGAAUUGGUCAAAAUCAGACACAAAGUUUUCAUGGAUUCUCUCCACGGCACAGAAGAAAGCUGAACGAUGAGUAA